GCGAAAAAUGCAAAAAGGAAGAACACCAGCACGAGCACUAGCAGCUUGGGAGCGGCUACUACUGGAGGUUCUUCUUCCUACAGCGGCCCAAGUAGGACAUUGUCGUCUUCAACAUCGUCGACUGGUGCGGGGUUGAGCAAUGAUAACAAACACCAGCGCAUUAUCAAAUGCAAAUAAGUCUGGGUCUGGAAACUUGUGAUGCUGAAUUGUGGAUGACUGAAAUACUUCCCAAUGCAGCUAAGCAUGACAAGUUUCCCGCACACUUUUGCAUGCGCAUUCCGCAUGAAAAACUGCGCUUUUGUAUGACAAAAGGAGGUAUCUUCUUGCUAGUCAUGCAACACAGAUUUUACAGGAGUGCAGGACUAGCAUUACAAGUUCCAUGCUUUCAGACCCAGACAUAUUUGCAAUGCAUACGCAUUCUGAAUUACCCGCUCACGCCGGAAGUUGGCCCAAGGGAAGUUGUGCUCCUAGAAGCUCCACCGAUCGAGAAAUUCGACGUAGCAACAAGACCCGACGGAGAAACGGGCGUGCUGGAACAUGAUAGGGAACAGCAUCACGCCGGUAUAAUAUCUUCAAACCAGGGCGGAGGAGGAGGAGGAGCAUAUCAGCAUAAUGGAAAUGAGGGUCUUGUGGCAGGACCACGAGGAGCAUCUUCUUCAAGAACACAUGAGCUGCGGAAGAAUACUUCUAGUACGACGAGCAUAAAAGAUCUGUACAACGUCGUUCCAGCAUCAUCUGUGAAUGAUGAUAAGCCCCAAC
This is a messenger RNA of Amoebophrya sp. A120, 759 nucleotides long. NCBI's taxonomy places the organism in Eukaryota, Dinophyceae, Syndiniales, Amoebophryaceae. The record is from the annotation of a GenBank genome assembly.